Molecule: messenger RNA, 2081 nt
Organism: Acyrthosiphon pisum (pea aphid)
Lineage: Eukaryota; Metazoa; Arthropoda; Insecta; Hemiptera; Aphididae
Product: major facilitator superfamily domain-containing protein 6
Exons: 7
Coding region: 294-1637 (447 amino acids)
Cellular component (GO): membrane
Source: RefSeq, a predicted model, not a curated record
CGCACGCGCCAAGACACGUUAUUCGAUACGCGAUCGUGUGGUUUAACAUUGAAUUUCGUGCGAUCAUCAUCGCCAUGGAUGUGUACGACGAAUAACAUCCGGGCUAGGUCUGUCUUGUCUAUCUCUCUAGAAACACGCGAAACAUAAUAAUUAUAGUAUUGUUUUUUUUUUUUAUGAAAACAUAUCGUACACACGUGACAGUUGAUACAACAUUAAACUCUUUAAUAUACACGAUAAUAACAUCAUAAUAAUUGCUACUUGCUGUGUAGUGAGUACGAGUGACAACCAGAAAAAUGACGUACUUCCAGGUCAAUAGAAAACUCCUGUUGAUGAAAAUUCACUAUUUUUUAGGAACUGGAGGGUAUGCACCGAUUCUUCCAUUUUUGACGACAAUAUCAAAACAACGUGGUUAUUCUACAUUCAUCAUUGGUUUAAUAUUCAUGCUACACCCAAUUCCUGGAAUACUGAUGAGACCAAUUGUUGGUGCCGUUACAGAUAAAUACAAAUGCCGUCGGUGGGUGCUUAUUGCGAGUUCAAUAAUCAUGUUCGUAUUGGUAUGUAUACUAUCAAUAAUUCCUGGUACGACAGCAAAAGAGGAAAUGAACGAUUUGGAUGUGAUCAAGUCGCCACUUUUUUGGUUGUUUUGUACUACAAUCGCCUUAAUCGGAAUGAUCGGAAUGGUGAAAACUGUUUUGGAGGACACGAUUUGUAUGGAUUUAUUAGGUGAAGACAAAAAUAAUUAUGGAGAACAAAGGUUGUGGGGAUCCAUUGGUUGGAGUUUGUUUGCCAUUAUUUCCGGUGCAUGUGUAGACUGGUACAGCGCAGGGCUAGAGUACAAAAGCUAUGCUCCAGGUUACGUCAUUGCAUCGCUAUGUUUCCUUUUAGAUAUAUAUGUGGUGUUUAACCUCAAGAUUGUACAAGCAAAUGAUGCUAAAACUGUAGCUUCUGACGUGAAAAAAGUAUUCACUGAAGGUAAAGUACUCGCAUUUCUUCUCUGGGUUGUUUUUAUUGGAUUUUUUAUGUCUUUCAUAUGGAACUUCGUACUUUGGUUCUUGGAAGACUUGUCGAAUGAGUAUCACCCCGAGACGAAAUCAUGGAUAAAGACUCUCCAAGGAACAGCCGCACUAAUCCGAUGUUUCGGCGGCGAAGUGCCGUCGUUACUUUUUUCCAGCUACAUACUGAAACGUGUGGAUCACACGACCAUAUUGUCCAUAGUGUUUUUCACGUUCACGUGUAUAUUCUCUAUGUACACGAUCAUCGAGAACCCUCUUUGGGCAUUACCAGUGGAAUUACUCAACGGCAUAACGUUCGGAAUGUCUUAUUCGGCAGCCAUUUCGUAUGCAGCACUUAUAACUCCUGCCGGUGCUGAAGGAACGCUCCAAGGAGUCGUCGGGACAGCUUACACGGGCAUAGGUGCACCAAUUGGAAGCAUCGUAGGCGGUUAUAUGUUUAAACAUAUUGGAAGUAUUGCUACGUUUAAGCUGUUGAGCGUGGUCGCAUUUUUCACUUGUGCGCUACAAAUUAUUGUCAAUUAUAUAUUAAGGCGUUUGUCUAAAAAUGAUGAUGUCAAGGACAUAAAUAGUAAUGUUCAAACUAAAGAUGAUAAUAUCAAAGAAGACAUAGAUUUAACAUUCUAGUAUUAUUUCGGCAGAAAAUUAUUUUAUUAUUACUUAUAAAAGUAAUAGUUGAAGUUUUGUAUUUUUUGUUUUUUGUUCAAUAAUAUUGUAUAUGAUAUUUUAGAUUUUUAAACUUAAAUAUCCACCGAAAAGUGUCAGACACGAACUAUUAUUACCGCUAAACAUAUAGCAAUACAUUAAAACAGAAUUUCUAGUAACAAUUAACGAAUGCAUAUUACCCUUUAAUUCAUUUUUCAGAAUAUUUUCUUUUAAUGAAAAAAAUAUUGGUAAACAUUUCAUCGGAUGACCAGAAAAAAAAGGUUUAACACAAUUAGGUAGUUUAAUUUAAAUAUUAACUGUUUUUUUUUUCUUUGUUUUAGUCCUACCUAUCACAAAAUCUACACUGGAAGAAUAUUUUUUAAUACAUUGUAAUAAUAUAAGAAAAUAAACUUUCUAAAUUUUGAA